UUACUGUAAGUCCUACCAGAAAGGGUGGUGCUGUAAUCAUAAGCAUUUGCGUAAUACAGUUAAAAGCAAGUCCACUGCCACGGUGCUUCGCUCUCCAGUUGUUUUAGUGGUUUUUUUUAGCUUUUUCUGUUUUUUGUUUCCAUUCUAUCAUCUAUAGCACAACUGUACAUACGAUUUAUGUACUUUUCCAGUUAUUUUUUUUACAUUUUUUUUGUCUAUUUGUAUUUACAUAUGUGUAUUUUUAUUAUUUUUUUUAUUCUCGUCUUAUGUUUAUCGUCUGUGUACUGGAAGCGUAUGUCACUAAACCAAAUUCCUUGUAUAAAGCUCCUUCUGAUUCUGAACAGGAGCAGUGGUUAUCAUAGUUAAUGUGUGACAGGCAGGGUGGGAGUGAGAGCACCAGGCUAUUGGAUUAGAGGCUAAGCAUUAUACACACUUCUGAACUUGGGAGUAUUUACACCACUGCAGUCAGCUUGCACAUCUGUCUAAUUGUAAACAGGUUUCCUGUAUAUCAGUCUCCGUCACAUGCAGCUGACAGCUUCACAAGCACAUCACACGAGCAGAAGGAUGUCACAAACAAUGGGCCGCAGUAGCUUCCCAGAGAUGAUCAUCAAGAAAAGGGAUGGCAGUCAGCUGAGCGCAGAGGAGAUCCAUGACUUUAUAGAUGGAGUUACAUCUAAUACCAUGCAACAAAGUCAAAUAGGUGCAAUGCUUAUGGCCAUUUGGCAGAAAGGCAUGAAUUUUGAUGAAACUUUGAAACUGACAGAGAAGAUGAUGAAGUCAGGUGAAGUUUUGCAUUGGUCCAACGAAUGGCUUGUGGUGGAUAAACACUCGACUGGUGGGGUCGGGGACAAAAUCAGCCUUAUACUGGCCCCUGCUUUGGCUGCUUGUGGGUGCAAGGUCCCUAUGAUAAGUGGACGUGGACUGGGACACACUGGAGGCACACUAGACAAACUAGAGUCCAUCCCAGGUUUCAAAAUCAACCUGACAGUAGAUGUGGUGAAGCAGACACUGCAGGAUGUAGGCUGUUGCAUUAUAGGUCAGACAGAGACUCUGGUACCUGCUGAUCGUAUCAUCUACGCUAUCAGGGACAUCACUGGUACAGUGGACAGUGUCCCACUUAUCACAGCAUCAAUAAUGUCAAAGAAGGCAGCUGAAGGUUUAAGUGCACUUGUGUUAGACGUGAAGUUUGGUAAAGCUGCUCUCUAUAAAGACCUGGAGAGCGCUCGUUGCCUUGCCCAGUCACUGGUUACAGUAGGAAACAAACUGGGUAUAAAAACAGGAGCGGUGUUGAGCCGGAUGGACGCUCCUAUUGGCCGAUGUGUUGGACAUACUCUAGAGGUUUAUGAAAGUUUGGAAUGCCUUAAAGGUCAUGGCCCUGAUGACCUGAACAACCUGGUUACAACACUCGGUGGCUGCCUGCUGCACAUGAGUGGCCGAUCAGAUACGCCUGAGGAUGGGCAGAAGGCAAUCAGCGAGGUCCUGAAGAAUAAGGAGGCCUUGGAAAAGUUCCAAGAAAUGCUUGUGGCCCAAGGUGUGAAGGCGGAAAUAAGCCGUUCCCUCUGCGCAGAAAAUGCUGACUACUUUCAGUACCUACAGCGUGCACAGUACCACACAGAGAUGAAUGCACUGGAUGAUGGUUCAGUUUUGGGUAUAGAUGGUAAAGCCAUAGCUGAUGUCUUGCACAAGUUAGGAGCAGGACGCUCCAAAACUGAGGACCAGAUCAACCACAGUGUAGGAGCAGAGCUCCUGGUAGAUCUGGGACAGCAAAUAAAGAAGGGUCAACCCUGGAUUAGAAUCCAUCAUGAUUGUAAACAAUUAAGCUCAAAGCAGCAGCAGGACCUGCAGGAGGCUUUGGACAUUGGCAGUGCAGAUGAUUACCGGGACAGUCCUCGAGUGGCAGAGUUCAUCCUACCACACUGAUCUGUGAAAGGUUUUCACAAUUAUUCACCAUCAGGUGCUCAUUUCACUUACCCCCUGAGUUUUGGUGCUGCCAGUUACAUAAUCUGUCAAAUGGAACUUACCUGUGUGAAAUAAAAUCACAGGAGACAUCACAUGAUCUCAUACAUGCUGGGGAUGUGGUACCUGGUUAUGGUGUUAGACUAAUAUAUCAGAAGGUUGUGAAUUUGAAUCCCAGUAUUACCAAGCUACCACUCCUGUGCCCCUGAGCAAGGCCCUAAACCCUCAAUUGCUCAGCUGGAUAAGGGAUUCUGGCAAAUGCCAUACAUGUAAAUACACAUGGUUUUUAACACUCCUUUCCCUUUAAGACCUUGGAGUAUGUUGAAGAAUCUAGCUAAACAAACAAAAUCUUGAAAACAAAAGACGUGUCCACCCACAAGUCCAGGACAAAGUUAUGGUAUUAAGCAUUAAGUAUUAAUCACAGUUUGUUUUAAAGCCUUAAACCUUAAAUAUCUAGCAAAGAAAAGCAUUGAUUCAACUAUUUAAACAGGCAAUGAAUAUUAAAAAAAUUCAAUUCUAUGUAGAAGUGUUUGUCUACCAGAUCACCAAGAUCACCAAGAUCACCAAGCCAAGGCUGACUUCAACUCACCACCACCAUGCUUCACUGUACGGAUUAUUCUUAUUAGUUCCCAAUUGUAACUAUACAAAUGUUUAAGGAGAUUCUCACAAAAGCAACUAUAUAUUAUUGUAAGCAGGGUUAUGGGAGGGAUUUUAAGUAUGAAUUGGAGAUUUCUCCUAAGAAUGAUUAGGAGAUUUAAGUAUGUAUGUAUUUUUCAGACAUUAUUUUGUGUAAAAUUUAUUUUACACGAAUCGUCCUGGACAGUCUAAAAAAUAUUGUAACUAAAUAAGUAUAGUAUAUAAAGUAUAUAAAAGACAAAUUUUACAAUUUUAUAUUCAUGGUGUCAUUCAGCAUUUGUAACUCUAAAAUUAAACUUAAGAAUUUUCAAAACUU
This is a messenger RNA of Tachysurus fulvidraco (yellow catfish), 2908 nucleotides long. RefSeq names its product thymidine phosphorylase. The record is from RefSeq and is a predicted model, not a curated record. The transcript is spliced from 10 exons. Lineage: Eukaryota; Metazoa; Chordata; Actinopteri; Siluriformes; Bagridae. Gene Ontology annotation, biological process: pyrimidine nucleoside metabolic process; pyrimidine nucleobase metabolic process. Gene Ontology annotation, cellular component: cytosol. Gene Ontology annotation, molecular function: pyrimidine-nucleoside phosphorylase activity; 1,4-alpha-oligoglucan phosphorylase activity. The coding region runs from base 523 to 1920 and encodes 465 amino acids.